Molecule: messenger RNA, 3499 nt
Organism: Silurus meridionalis
Lineage: Eukaryota; Metazoa; Chordata; Actinopteri; Siluriformes; Siluridae
Gene: c1ql4b
Product: complement component 1, q subcomponent-like 4b
Exons: 3
Coding region: 573-1313 (246 amino acids)
Molecular function (GO): protein binding
Source: RefSeq, a predicted model, not a curated record
UGCAUACACACAAAUCACACAAGUGACAAAACUGUUGCUUCUGCAGUUUAUAAUCCUGACACAGUACAGAGAUUCACUAACCGGUGUGUGUGUGUGUGUGUGUGUGUGUGUGUGUGUGUACUUGUGUAAGGGCGCGCGUGUGUGUGUGAGUGUCAGUUCAGCAGGAGAUGAACAGUAAGACCUGCAGCGCGCGCCCGGUGGGGGGGGAAUACUUUUUGUUAUAUAGAUAAAUAUUAAAGAAUAAAAAGAAUAAAAGCGGCAGAAGGAAGGCGAUGAAGAUGAGUAUAAGGAUGAUGAAGAUGGAGAAAUUUCCGGCUGAAGCAGAAGAAUUAAACACACUCAGCUGAUUUGUCCAUGGCGCGCGCGCGGCGGUGAGGACAUCCUCCGGUGCGAUUCGAGCUCGAGCUCCGGUGUAACGGAACUGCACUUUGACUUCCUCACCGCGUUCAGUUCUCAUACACUUCAUUCUGGCCGGCCCCGUGCCCUCUAAAGGAGAGGAGGACUUCCUCUCUAUAGCGGCGUCUCGUCUCAGCCGCAGGAAGCGUGUGAUUGGUGCGGCAGUGGGCGUGGCCAUGGUGCUGGUGUUACUGGUUGCCAUCCCUUUACUGGUCCACAGCACUAAGCUGGGCGGAGUCGGAGGCAGGAUUGGAGGAGGAGUCGAAGGGACACAUUAUGAGAUGCUGGGUAGCUGUAAGAUGGUGUGUAACUCUCUUACACCCUCUAAUGAACUCACACCCGUGUCUCCGCCUCCCCAGGAUGUCCCCACGCGUAGGUCUGGAGGGAAACCCAGCUUCCGUGGCAUACCAGGUCUACCGGGACCUCCAGGACCUCGAGGACCACCUGGAGAGCCAGGUAAACCAGGUCCUCCGGGUCCACCAGGUCCGGGCCCAGGAGGAUAUGUCCCGUCAUUCUACAGUCCCAAAAUAGCGUUUUAUGCUGGUCUGCGCAAACAGCACGAGGGCAGCGAGGUCCUGAAGUUCGACGACGUGGUGACAAACGUGGGAAAUUAUUACGAGCCCACCACAGGGAAGUUCACCUGCCCUUUACCUGGGAUCUACUUCUUCACCUACCACGUCCUCAUGAGGGGAGGAGAUGGGACCAGCAUGUGGGCUGACCUCAAGAAGAACGGACAGGUGCGAGCGAGUGCGAUUGCUCAGGACGCAGAUCAGAAUUAUGACUACGCCUCCAACAGUGUGAUCCUGCACCUGGAUGUGGGAGAUGAAGUGUGUGUGCAGCUGGAUGGAGGGAAAGUUCACGGAGGAAACACCAACAAAUACAGCACCUUCAGUGGGUUCCUCAUCUACCCUGAUUAACACACACAUAUUCACACACACACACACACACACACACUCAUUGCAUACACACACAGUCUGGUGUAAGGUCACUGCCCAUCUCAUCUGAUGAGACAUGCUCAGUGAACAGAAAGAAACAGAUGUAGAGAAAGAGAGAGAGAGAGAGAGAGAGAGAGAGAGAGAGAGAGAGAGAGAGACUUUGACUUUUACAAUCCUUUAUUUGACACAAGUGUUAUAUAACUAAUGGUAACAGGUUCGACCCAUUAGUUAAAUAAAUAGAUAAAUAAAUUAAUAAAAUGUUAAAUAGACAAUUAAAAUUAGACAAUGUUAAAAGUUGGGCCGGAAUCGUUCAGUUUUUUCCUCUUUUAUAGAACACAGAGCUUCAUUACAACACCACACAUCCUUAAACAUCUCUAGCUCCACCACACACUCCUACACAUUCAAACUUACCACAAUCCUGGAUUUCAUUAGUCUGGAAAAGAUUCUGAUUGUGUCACAGUCAGCAUUUUGUGUUAUUUUGUUUUUGCUGCUCAGGUAUGUGCCCAUUUUCACUGCCCCUAAAAUAAAAUAAAUCAGUUGGCACACAAACCUGUUUCUCCUGAUGUUCUUAAAACCAAGAAUAAAACACUGAACAGUAAAAUCACAUUAAAGGAACUUAAAAUAAGUUUUAAAAGCAAAAACAGUGACUGUAACCUGGAGCAGUGAGUAAAAGUGUGAAAAACAGUUUCUCUCUGUGAACUGAGUCCUGUAGAACAUCAGGGUUUAAAAUAAAAGAGUUCACAGAGAUGAUGCAGUGUAAAAUCCUCCACUGGAGCUCGGCAGUGUUUUUGGUUAACAGUGGUUUGUACAGUGUCUCCACUCUGGUUUAAUAUCAUCAUUAAAACCAAGAACAUUUCUCCACUGGGGGUCCACCAUCCCACUCAGUUUAUUCUUAUUUAAAACCUCAACACAGACCCUGUAGAGCAGCUUCUUCAACACUGCUUCAAAGUUCAUCUCCCCUCCACCCAUGCACUCCCGGAAGGGGUCAUGACAUCUGUCGAGGUUAGGAGCGAUGUCCAGCUGGGGAAAGAGUUCCUUCUCUGCACAACUGUUCUCGCCGAUUUCAUAGUCCUUCAGCUGAACACACUCCUCUGCUGUUAGUGUGGACCUCCAGUGGUGUAGGAGCUGGUUAGGGACCGGAGUCCUAUUCGUGCUGCAAGGUCCUCCACUCGUGACAGGUCUGUCACUGCGAUGUUCACCAGCUCUCAGAGUGUAAUGAUCUUUGAGGAGAUCCGAGCUCUAGAAAGUGUGGGGGUGGUCGCAACAGAGAAGUCCUGACCACUCCAGUAGACCAGGGGGGUUCCUCCAGCAGCCAGUGUAGUGUUCAACAUCCCUUAGUCAGGUUUUUAAAAAGGCCAUAUUUUAAAAUAUCGACGGCAAAAAACUGGUAAUCCACCAACAUCCAAUGUGUGCAUCAAAACAAAGUUCUGUUCAGCCCCAGUCCUUCCACCAUGUGCAGAAGUCCACUGGCUGCUGUUAUCCAUACCAGGUUUCUGACCCACCUGAAGAACCAGUGUCACUACUGUGCACUGACUGUAUAAUAUAUAUGCCUCUGUCAGCGCAGGCAGCUCCAGCACUGCUCCAGAGUCCGCUGUGACUUUUUCAAUGUUUGCACAAAUUAUCUGAGUCCACCUCAGCUGAGUAAAGCUUCUCCUGAACAACACUUAGAGACACCGUGUACACGUCACUGUCUUUCAGGACAGGUGUGAACAAGAUGCCCAAUCUGACCACAUUUAAAACAUUUGAUUUCUGCAUCGGAAGAAACAAAAAUGUUGUCAAAACCCUCAAUCCGAACUUAAAAAACAUGUUUAGUUUAAGUUUAACCAUAAAAAAUAUUCUUCUGAAAGAACACAGAGUAUUUAAUAAGUGUUGACAGCAUAAAUGUUUUGCAGGAGAACUGAGGGGAGAAACCAGUAUACAUUCAUUACGCAGCACAGUUCCUUUCUGGAGCAGUUUAGUCACUUUACCCACAAUUUAACUGUUCUUACGGGAGGCAGAGACAAUAUUCUCAUGCCCCACCACAUUUCCAACCGCUAGCACACACUCCUUUACAUUUACACACACACACACACACACACACACACACACACACACACCACCUGCACACUUUGCCUGCGAGUCAAACAGCCUCAUGCUCGAUCACACACACACUACACACUUAUUCACAC